AUGGAUUGUCCGUCGCAUCAUCCUCCGCCUCCGCCUGAUGAGGUAAAGCAUAAUCCUCGUAUGGAUGCCAACAAUUCGGUUCAAGGUGUUGUAGAGAGCAUGGACAUUAGUGAUAACCAUAACGAAUCCACUUCCCAGGAGAAGGACAAGGCAUGGGAAGAUCAUGGUUGCGUUUUGUGGGAUCUUGCUGCCAGUUCAACCCAUGCUGAGCUUAUGGUACAGAACCUAAUUUUACAAGUGCUUCACGCAAACCUUCUGGUCACAACAUCUUCCCGCAUUCGAGAAAUAUGUCUCGGGAUUAUUGGGAACCUUGCUUGCCAUGAAGGUCUGCUGAAACACAUUGAGUCUACAUCCGGACUCGUCAAUAUACUUGUGGGGCAGUUUAUAGAGUAUAACAUUAAAUCUGAAUAUUCAAGUCCAUUAAACUUCCAUUUUAGUUUGAUAUUUUUGAUGGAUUAAUAGAAGGGUGACUGAAAGUUUAACAGAACAUUGAUGAUUUAAGACUGCUUUUUUUUUUGUCUGUGCAAGUCUCUUUUUAAGCAUGACACAGCCUACAGAAUCAAACUAAAAUCUCCUCAAUUUCAAUCAUCCUAUGUGGAACCAACAUGAAAUAGAUAUUGACCUUGAGAGAUGAAGAAGCAGGAGGAAGAGAGAACAGUCUUAACCGAGAACCGAUUAAUCCAGGUGGGUGGUGAUAGCUUUGGAGGGAUCUCCUGUUCAUAUACUGUAUAUGUAUUAUUUUUUGUUCGUGAUAACCGGACAAUCAAGGUAUAUACCGACCGGUAUGAUAUCCGGUUAUCUAUAUAUGGGCCAUCUUAAACAUCGCAUUCGCAACUAGUAAACUCUAAAUAUGGGCCGUCUUUAUUUAAC
This is a messenger RNA of Eruca vesicaria subsp. sativa (arugula), 870 nucleotides long. The record is from the annotation of a GenBank genome assembly. Lineage: Eukaryota; Viridiplantae; Streptophyta; Magnoliopsida; Brassicales; Brassicaceae.